Molecule: messenger RNA, 3656 nt
Organism: Heteronotia binoei (common prickly gecko)
Lineage: Eukaryota; Metazoa; Chordata; Lepidosauria; Squamata; Gekkonidae
Gene: CPSF7
Product: cleavage and polyadenylation specific factor 7
Exons: 10
Coding region: 89-1486 (465 amino acids)
Biological process (GO): mRNA alternative polyadenylation
Cellular component (GO): mRNA cleavage and polyadenylation specificity factor complex
Molecular function (GO): mRNA binding
Source: RefSeq, a predicted model, not a curated record
GCGGGGCGAAGGAAGGAGGCGCUAGCUGUGGCGGAGAGAGAGAGUACGGCUCUUUCUCCCCGGUUUUCUCAGUAUUGCUCCUGAAAAUAUGUCUGAAGGAGUGGACCUCAUAGACAUCUACGCGGACGAAGAGUUCAAUCAGGACUCUGAGUUUAGUAAUGCUGACCAGAUGGAUCUGUAUGAUGAUGUGUUAGCUGCCAGUUCUCAGCCUUCUGAAAGUUGUACUAGCAGUUCUGAGCCACCAGCUGAAAGCCGCCAAGAGCAGUCUCCCAAGCCGAACAGCAAAUCGCCUGCUAUCCUGUACACCUACAGUGGACUGCGUAAUAAGAGAGCUGCUGUUUAUGUGGGGAGCUUUUCCUGGUGGACAACUGACCAGCAGUUGACCCGAAUAAUCCGUUCAGUGGGUGUUUAUGAUGUGGUGGAACUCAAGUUUGCUGAGAAUAGAGCCAAUGGUCAGUCCAAAGGGUAUGCAGAAGUUGUGGUUGCCUCUGAAAACUCAGUCCACAAACUUCUUGAGCUGCUACCAGGAAAAAUACUCAAUGGAGAUAAAGUGGAGGUGAAGUUGGCCACCCGGCAGAACCUUGCACAGUUUGAAGCACAGGCUCGAAAACGCGUGCCUCCGAGGGCUCACUCAAGGGAUUCCUCAGACUCAGUGGAUGGCCGAGCCACUCCAACAGAGAAUGCAGUGCCACCACCACGCAUUGAGAAGCCUCCUUCUGUUUUGCCUUUCUUCAACCGCCCUCCUUCUGCUCUCCCUCUCAUGGGGCUACCACCUCCACCAAUACCACCACCUCCACCACUUUCCUCAAGUUUUGGGGUCCCACCUCCCCCUCCAGGCAUCCACUAUCAACACCUCAUGCCCCCUCCUCCUCGACUUCCUCCCCACCUAACUGUGCCACCUCCAGGGGCAGUGCCACCCGCUCUGCACCUCAACCCAGCCUUCUUCCCCCCACCAAAUGCAGCAAUGGGCCCUCCACCAGAUGCCUACAGUAAGGCCUCAGCCCCAUAUAACCACAGCAGCCGAGAAUUAGGCCCAUUGCCACCCCCUGUCAGUGAAGCUGAAUUUGAAGAAAUCAUGAACCGGAACCGAGCAAUUUCCAGCAGUGCCAUUUCCAAAGCUGUGUCUGGUGCCAGUGCAGGGGAUUUUAGUGAUGCCAUUGAGACUCUGCUUACAGCUAUUGUUGUGAUCAAACAGUCCCGUGUAGCGAAUGAUGAGCGCUGCAGAGUCCUUGUCUCUUCACUUAAGGAUUGUCUUCAUGGCAUCGAAGCCAAGUCCUACAGUAUGGGCAGCAGCAGCAGCAGCAGCAGUUCCUCCAGAAAAAGACACCGGUCUCGGGAUAGGUCACCCAGUCGAUCCCGUGAAAGCAGCAGGAGGCAUCGAGAUGCAAUCCAUAACGAGGAUCGACAUGAGGACUAUUUUCAGGAAAGAAGCCGGGAGCAUGAGAGACACAGAGACAGGGACAGAGAAAGAGACCGGCAUCACUGAGAUAUGAGAAAUCUUUCCAGGGAGCAUGGGAGGAAUUCAGUGUUUAAUGGACUCGUAUUUCCUGUCCUUAAUCAAAACUAAAGGAUGGAUGCUUCUCCACCCUCUUCUUCCCACUUCCCAUUGACCCUUCUGGACCCCUUGGAAAGAGACUUUUGCCUGCAGAACUCCCAUCUGGCACACUGUGGCAUAGGGACCUGAGCUCUGCCAGUGUGAGUCGUGUGCUGCUGCUUCAUGGAGAAACACUGAAUGACUUGGAGUUUGGGAGGGGUUGUCUGAGCCACUGUGACUAGGGGCCACUUCAGUCCAUGGAUUCUUGGACCCAAAGAGAAUGGUGCUUUCCACAGAGGUUUUACCCACCUCUUUCCUUUCCAUGGCUUUCUAGGAGCACCUGGGGAGGAACCCAUCCAGCUUGUCUCCUGUAGGAAGAACUGUUGCUUCAGCACAGCACAAGAUGUCUGACUGUAGUCUCACUGGAGCUUGUGUCCACAGUCCACAAUGAAUUGUCUUCUCAAGCAUCCAGUCUCAUAAAGUCUCAUCCUUUUUCCAAAGCAGCUUCAGUCUUGCUUCUCUAGCACCAUUGUACACAGUUUAGGAAACAGCAUUUUUUUUAAUGGGGGAGGGGGGCAGGCUGACUAUUAUUUCCAGUUACCCUUUUAUUUCUCGUCUCUCUACAUUAUUCCCAGAUCAGCUUAAAUUCCUGAAAACGACCAUCUUUUUUCUGCCUGUCUUUCUAGAGAGGCCUAUGUUGGACAUCCUGCUCCAAUAGGGAGUUUUCCUUAAGAAACUGUUCUGGCUCUGGCUACUCUAGAUACUCUUUCCACAGGUGACACAUACUGCUUACAAUUUCCUUGCUUUGUUUCAUGCAAAUACCUGCUUCAGUUGUAGCUUCUUGCAUAAACCAUUGCUUCCCGGGCAGCCCUCCUAGAGUGCUACUUUCCUUGUUGUAGAGGAAGUGUUGUAGGCAGAAAACUGACUGAUGCAAUGGCAUGGAAUGGGGGCAAGUCAGACUGAGGCUAGCUUGAAGUUACAGAAUGCAGUAUACCCUGGUCAUUUUUAAGUUCUGUGUGAUGUAUUUGUUGAUUUAAGGUCCAGAAGUUCCCUUGCCCUAAGCCUAAUUGGAACAGAGCUCACUUGAGAGUGAUUCGCUCAUGAGCUUGCUUCAGAUGGCACCAACUUCAGUGAUCUGAGACAUAUUGUUCUAGGGCAAGGGUGGCCAACGGUAGCUCUCCAGAUGUUUUUUGCCUACAACUCCCAUCAGCCGCAGCCAUUGGCCAUGCUGGUUGGGGCUGAUGGGAGUUGUAGGCAAAAAAAACAUCUGGAGAGCUACUGUUGGCCGCCCCUGUUCUAGGGGAAAUGCUUGGAGGCAAUGGAAAGCUUCUGCUUGUUCACACCAUGUAUAAUUGUGUUGUGUAAGCAAAAGUAAGGCUUCUGGCGGUUCUCAGUCUUUAAACUGGCAACCCCUUCAGGCCAGUAGCAUCAAAAUCUGCUUAAGAACAGUAUGGGACAGGAGUGGCUGUAGAACUCUGGAUUAAUCUGUUAUCUUUGAGAUGUAACCCUUUGGAGUACAGGUUUUGGUGCUCUGACCCAGUUUUGAGUGCUCCAGCUUCUUAAAAUCAAGAUAACACCCUUCAUCUUGGAAUAUGUAGUCUCCAGCACCUGGAUCUCUGUAAUAAGGCCAAGUGUCCGUUGCAUUCAUGAACACUUAAUGUGACUGACCAGCUGCAUGGUGAAGCUCCCCUCUUAUAGGAGGGUCCUAUCUGGUCCCACCAAAAGAGUUGUGAGGCCUAAAUAGGAUGAAUGAUAUCUGGCAAAGAAUGUCACCAUGUGAUGCUGCACCUCCUUUUGUACCGUUGGUCAGAGAGGUGCUCAGCUCUAUAUGUUGCUGUUUUUUAAAAACAAAGUUAUGUAAACUAAAAUGGGGUAAUGACUUAAACUGUAAAGUAUCAGAUAUAAAACAUUUGAUUGGAAGAGUUGUUUUUUACAUAAUAGGACAUUUUAGUUUGUUUUGAAAUAAUGGAAGUGAAAAGGAGAAAAGGAAGAAACCAACGACAGAAAAAUAGCAUUGGUUCCCCUCGACUCACCUACCCUGUUCUUUGUGAUUUGCUUUGUUUGUCUUUUUCUGAUAGGUUGGAAAUUGUGUAAUAAACUUGAUGAUAUUGUCAAUCUUUUA